Molecule: messenger RNA, 1920 nt
Organism: Mangifera indica (mango)
Lineage: Eukaryota; Viridiplantae; Streptophyta; Magnoliopsida; Sapindales; Anacardiaceae
Product: cytochrome P450 71D9-like
Exons: 2
Coding region: 54-1667 (537 amino acids)
Molecular function (GO): iron ion binding; oxidoreductase activity, acting on paired donors, with incorporation or reduction of molecular oxygen; heme binding
Source: RefSeq, a predicted model, not a curated record
CACUAAUUUUGCUUACCUCUAGGAUAACAGACUAGAAUUCUUGAUCCUAGUAGAUGCUUCAUGCUUCCAUCUAUUUCUUGACUGGAAAAAUGGUCAUCUUAGUCCAAUCCCCAUUUGUGCUGUAUAGUCUUCCCAUGGAGCUCCUAUUGCGUUUCUUCUCAAUCCUAAUCACUUCCCUUCUCUUUCUCUACAUGGUGAAGAAGAUACUGAAGAGAACCAAAACCAGUAACACACCUUUUCAUCUACCUCCAGGGCCGUGGAAAUUACCUCUCAUCGGAAACUUGCACCAGCUGCUGGGAGGCUCUCUUCCACAUCACAGACUAAGAGCCUUGGCCAAGAAAUACGGACCAUUGAUGCAUCUUCAGCUCGGGGAAAUUUCCACUGUCGUUGUUUCUUCGCCUGAAUUCGCCAAAGAAAUAAUGAAAACUCACGACGUUGUCUUUGCAUCAAGGCCUCGAACCUUUCUGUCAGAAAUCAUGUCGCAUGGUUCCACUGGUGCUGUCUUUACACCAUACGGGGAUUAUUGGAGACAAGUCAGGAAAAUUUGUACUUUGGAGCUUUUUAGCACCAAACGGGUCUUGUCUUUUCGAUCCAUCAGAGCGGAAGAAGUGUCGAAUCUUGUCAGCUGGGUUGAUUCAAAAGCGGGAUCAACAAUUAACCUUACAGAGAAAGUUCAUUCUUUGAUAUAUAGCAUCACUUCCAGGGCGGCCUUUGGCAACAAAUUCGAAGAUCAAGAAUUGUUCAUAUCAAUUGUAGAUGAACUUACGAAAGUUGCAGCAGGGCUUACUGUCGCAGAUUUGUAUCCUUCCAUUGAGUUUCUCCAAUCGGUCACAGGAAUCAGACGUCAUAUAGAGAAGUUGCAUCGUGAAACUGAUAGAAUGAUGGAAAGAAUUAUCAAUGAACACAAGAAGAACAAGGAAAGUUUAAACAUGGGCAAGCAUGAAGAAGAAGCUGAGGAUCUGGUUGAUGUUCUUUUGAGGGUUCAAGAGCAGGGUGAACUUGAAUUUCCCUUGACUACUGACAAUAUCAAAGCAAUCAUCUUGGACAUUUUUGGCGCUGGUGGCGAGACAGCUGCAACAACUAUAGAUUGGACGAUGAGCGAACUGAUGAAAAAUCCAAGACUGCUAGAGAAGGCACAGGCUGAAGUGAGGCAAGUUUUUAACAGUAAAAGCAAGGUCGACGAAACAAGCAUCGAUGAAAUGAAGUUCCUGAAGCUAGUCAUAAAGGAGACUUUGAGACUACAUCCUCCUGCUCCUUUGUUAGUUCCCAGAGAAAGCAGAGAAAGAUGUGUCACCAAUGGAUUCGAAAUACCCAUGAAAACAAGAAUAAUUGUGAACGCAUGGGCUAUUGGGAGAGAUCCUGCAUACUGGAAUGAACCUGAGAUUUUCAAUCCAGAGAGGUUUCUCGAUCGGCCUGUCGACUAUAAGGGGGCUAACUUUGAGUUUGUCCCAUUUGGGUCUGGCAGAAGAAUAUGCCCUGGAAUGUCGUUUGGACUGAUGAAUGUUGAGCUUGCACUGGCGAUGUUGCUGUACCAUUUUGAUUGGAAGCUUCCCAGUGGAAUGAAGACUGAAGAUCUGGACAUGACCGAGGUCUUUGGUAUAACAGUAAGAAGAAAAGAUGAUCUGCAGCUUAUUGCCAUUCCUUACCAUCCUUCUACUGCUGCAUAAGCCCGAAAGGAAUUACAAUUUGCAUUUUUAUUUACAUGGGAUUUUGAUGAUGAAUAUUGAAUAAAUAUGUCUAUAUGUAUUAGACAAUAUUAUAGGGAAGACUUGUGCUUCUUGCAGUGCAGCUGGGUUACUGUUGACUUGAGUUGGAGCUUCAGUAGCUCAAAUACUCGUUUGAGUCGACUGUUGUUUAACUCGAUGAGCUAUAAUUCAUUUUACUCAUUUUAUGAAGACCAAAUGAUUAUUUCCCACCCAA